This is a messenger RNA of Lolium perenne, 2155 nucleotides long. RefSeq lists its product as uncharacterized. The record is from RefSeq and is a predicted model, not a curated record. Gene Ontology annotation, molecular function: mRNA binding. Gene Ontology annotation, cellular component: cytoplasm. Gene Ontology annotation, biological process: mRNA destabilization. Lineage: Eukaryota; Viridiplantae; Streptophyta; Magnoliopsida; Poales; Poaceae.
CUCGAGGUAACCGAACGCCACGCACUCUCCCCCAUUCACACUCUUCUUCCUCCUCUCUCGCCUUCUCCCCUUCCCCUCUUUGGCUCUUUCCACGCCCUAUCGAUUUCCCCUCCAAAAAUUCCGCCCUCCUCUCCUCCCAAUCUGCCUCGUCUCGUACUCCGCCGGCGCCCUCUCCUCCUCCUCCUCCACCUCCGCUUCGGGCUCUGGACUGGCGGCAGAUAUCGGGUUCGCCGGGAACAGUAUGAAAAGUGAAGAAGAGGACACCGAUUUUCUUGAUGACGCAAACAGGCCUGUGGCGCGUCUGAUAGUUGAUUCGCCCAGAGGGACCCAUUGUAUGGAUGAAACUAAUUCAUUUUCAAGUCGACGAAGCUUUGAAAAUGGGGGGCAGGAGCUUUCACUACCUAGAAGACUGUCCUAUGGUGAUGAGAUCCCUUCUCUGUCUAGUCGCAGGUGCAAUGGCAAUGGGGUGCUUUCACACUCGAAUCAAUGGCACUAUGGUCCGGAAUCCCGGUCACUCUCAACUAGACAAGGUUAUGGCGAUGAAAUCCCUUCUCUAUCUAAUCAGAAGUUCAAUGGCAUUUUGCACUCAAAUCAGGGGCGCUGUAGUGCUGAAUUCCCCUCAUUCUCAAGUAGACAGAACUAUGGUGAUGAGAUCCCUUCUCUGUCUACUCAAAAGUCUAAUGGCAUGUCAUACUCAAGACAAUAUCAGCAGUAUGGUGCUGACAUCCACUCAUUCGCAAAUAGACAAGGUUAUGGCGAGGACAUUUCGAAACUAUCUCACCACUGGCGCUACCGAGACAAAGUAUCUUUGUAUUCUGGUCAGAGGUGCCAUGAGGCCCAUGAUGCUGAGGCACGUCAAUUAUCAAGCUACCAGCAAGGCGCUUCUCGUGGGAGUGUGCACCCAAGAGGCUACCAGAAAGGUACUUCUCGUGGAAGCAGGCGCCCAAGUGACAAUUUUGUCAAUAGUCAUGUUAGUAAUCAGCAAGUCAAGAUGACCACAACCAUACAUACUGGCACAAGACCACAGGUGGCUAACGGAGCUCUUAACAACACUGACUACUGUCGAAAUAGCAAGAAGGAAAACCCAUUGGGAACUUCUGAGGAUUUAAGGGACCGAGUUUGUGGUCCCCGUGCAAACAAGUUGAACAACGCAUCAACACCGACUAUGAAGAAAGAUAUCUUGAGCCCUUUGGUCCGUAGAGACCAAUUUAACAGAUCGGACUUCUCAGUUCAGUAUGAACAUGCCAAGUUCUUCAUGAUAAAGUCAUAUAGUGAAAAUAAUAUUCAUAAAGGUAUCAAAUACAAUGUUUGGGCAAGUACAUCAUAUGGGAACAAUAAGCUGGAUGCUGCUUUUCAUGAUGCUCAGGCUUUAACUAAGGAAAAGGGCACAAAAUGUCCUGUCUUUCUAUUCUUUUCGUAUUUCCUGUUUCAGGUUAAUACCAGUGGGCAGUUUGUAGGAAUGGCUGAGAUGCUAGGUCCUGUUGAUUUUAAGAAGACCAUGGACUUCUGGCAACAAGAUAAAUGGAAUGGCUUUUUCCCUAUAGUUUGGCACAUUGUAAAGGACAUUCCGAAUCGGCUCUUCAAGCACAUCACCCUUGAAAAUAAUGACAACAGACCUGUUACUUUCAGCCGGGACGCUCAAGAGAUUAGCCUACCCCAGGGUCUGGAAGUGUUGAAAAUUUUCAAGUCUUAUUGCCAUGGAACAUCAAUUCUGGACGAUUUUGACUUCUAUGAAGGAAAUGAAAAUACAUGCUGUGCACUUAAGGAAAUAAAUGCAGACUCGUUACAUGAAGCUAGACUAUCCUAUUUCGGAACAGAUGACUUGAAAUCAAUGGGAGACAUAGAGGCAAGCAUGGAGACUAUCAGCCUCCACGAGCCUUGAGACUGAUCCAGAUGGUUUUGCGCCACAUCGCAAAAUUCAUCGAGGGGCGCGGUUGAGCCACAGACGGAAAUUUGAUCCAAUAAGUGGGCACUAUGCAAAUUAACAGAAAUCUGCUAUAGAACGUUUGUACUUUGUAUGGAUCAGAUAUAUAUAGUCCUCAGCAAACACAUAUAUCUAGUGCACACUUAGGGUUCUAGUGGGUUUGGCGACACACGUCGAUUCUUCGGCAUGGUGCGGUUGGAAUCAAGGCAAAGUAUAAUGGAUUCUGCUGUA